CUCAUCUGCGCAUGUGCAGAAUUCCUGGCUCAAGAAAGCGGUCCGCGGCGAAGAAGGUUUAAGAUGUCGUACCGAGAUCUUCGAAACUUUACUGAGAUGAUGCGGGCCUUGGGGUACCCCCGCCUCAUCUCCAUGGAGAACUUCCGCACUCCAAACUUUCCUCUUGUGGCAGAGGUGCUCAUAUGGCUCGUCAAAAGGUAUGAGCCCAAUGCAGACCUUCCCAUGGAUGUGGACACAGAACAGGACAGAGUCAUCUUUAUCAAGUCUGUCGCACAGUUUAUGGCUACCAAAGCACACAUUAAGCUGAACACUAAGAAGCUGUACCAGGCUGAUGGCUAUGCUGUGAAGGAGCUGCUGAAGGUGACAGCCAUGCUGUACAACGCCAUGAAGACUAACACAGGACAGCAGGAGGAGGAACAGGAAGAGGAGACAACAGCAAUGUCUUUCGACAUCAGCUCCAGGAUAGCGGACCUGAAGGCCUCUCGACAGCUUGCAUCAGAAAUUACAACAAAAGGAGCAUCACUGUAUGACCUCCUGGGGAGAGAGGUAGAGCUUAGGGAGCAAAGGUCUGUGGCCAUCAACAAACCUCUGGAGAUCAAUGAGAUAGAGAAGCACCUGAAGGUGAGCAUCCGUGCCGUGGAACAGGAGAUCAAGAAAACAGAACACAUGCUGAACAACGUGGCGUCAGACGAGGCAAACCUGGACGCCAAGAUCUCCAAAAAGAAACUUGAACUGGAGAGGAACAGGAAGAGACUACAGACGUUGCAGUCGGUCAGGCCAGCAUUUAUGGACGAGUAUGAAAGACUGGAAGAAGACUUGCAAAAACAAUAUGAGUCGUAUCUUCAGAAGUUCCGUAACCUUGGUUACCUGGAGCAGCAGCUGGAGGAGCACAACCGUGCCGAGCAGGACAAGUUUGAGGAGACAGAGAACUCCCUGAAGAGGAUGCAGACCCUGCUGAAGACGGAGACAGACAAGAUAAACUUGAACGAUGAUGAGUUUGAGGAUGUGAUGGUGGAUGAGGAGGAGGAUGAUGAUGAGGAUGACAGUGAGGAUGAUGAGAUCAUGACGGCCGGACAGAUGAAACCACAGAGAGGCGGGAAACCUGAUAAACAACAGCAGCUCCAACCACAACAACGAGUGUUUGGCAGCAUGACUGGACCUGACAGUGAUGAUGAUGACAGUGAGACGCUGUCCUCGGGUGACAGUGAGAUCGAUGUUGAUGAUGAUGAUCUGGAAGACGACCAGAGCGGAGACAGCGAGGAUUUGGAGAUCUCGGCCAAUCCCAGGCGAGAUCGUAACAACCUGAACGACAGUGACAAUGACUUCUAAUGGUCCAUGAGAACUUGGAUGUAUUAUAUCUAUCCAGAGAUAACAUGAUAAAGUUAAGACAAUGGACCACAUGUGAACUUGUCUUUGCAUUUCAGCAUACUGUGGUUCCUUUUAUUUCAAAAUUGCUGCCUGUAGAAUAACCUUGUACAUAGCCAUCUGUAACUUCAUCUGUAUAUUCAUACAUUCCGCUUCAAUUUCUACAGCAUGUAAUAUUAUAUAACUUCUCACUCACUGUUUACAGAACAUUCCACUCGAUUCACAGAGUGAUUUAGAGUCAAAUGUGAAGAAAAUCAGCAAUUGCUGUUAGCACCAUUUAUCCGUAGAACCUUUGGACAUAGGAUUGUCAUUUUGCUAUACAAUUCUGUAGUUCUUGUAUAAAUAGAGUUGCUAGAUAUCCACCCUGAAUGG
Molecule: messenger RNA, 1737 nt
Organism: Branchiostoma floridae (Florida lancelet)
Lineage: Eukaryota; Metazoa; Chordata; Leptocardii; Amphioxiformes; Branchiostomatidae
Product: clusterin-associated protein 1-like
Exons: 11
Coding region: 64-1329 (421 amino acids)
Biological process (GO): cilium assembly
Cellular component (GO): centrosome; cilium; intraciliary transport particle B
Source: RefSeq, a predicted model, not a curated record